CCGGCCAAGUCCGCCCCGGCGCCGAAGAAGGGUUCCAAGAAGGCGGUGACCAAGGCGCAGAAGAAGGACGGCAAGAAGCGCAAGCGCAGCCGCAAGGAGAGCUACUCGGUGUACGUGUACAAGGUGCUGAAGCAGGUGCACCCCGACACCGGCAUCUCGUCCAAGGCCAUGGGCAUCAUGAACUCGUUCGUCAAUGACAUCUUCGAGCGCAUCGCGGGCGAGGCGUCGCGCCUGGCGCAUUACAACAAGCGCUCGACCAUCACGUCGCGGAGAUCCAGACGGCUGUGCGCCUGCUGCUGCCGGGCGAGCUGGCCAAGCACGCCGUGUCCGAGGGCACCAAGGCCGUCACCAAGUACACCAGCGCCAAAUAAACUUGCCAAGAUUUUGGAGCUACCCAGAGUUAUGCCUGAGCCGGCCAAGUCCGCUCCGGCCCCGAAGAAGGGUUCCAAGAAGGCGGUGACCAAGGCGCAGAAGAAGGAUGGUAAGAAGCGCAAGCGCAGCCGCAAGGAGAGCUACUCAGUGUACGUGUACAAGGUGCUGAAGCAGGUGCACCCCGACACCGGCAUCUCGUCCAAGGCCAUGGGCAUCAUGAACUCGUUCGUCAAUGACAUCUUCGAGCGCAUCGCGGGCGAGGCGUCGCGCCUGGCGCAUUACAACAAGCGCUCGACCAUCACGUCGCGGGAGAUCCAGACGGCCGUGCGCCUGCUGCUGCCCGGCGAGCUGGCCAAGCACGCCGUGUCCGAGGGCACCAAGGCCGUCACCAAGUACACCAGC
Molecule: messenger RNA, 774 nt
Organism: Suricata suricatta (meerkat)
Lineage: Eukaryota; Metazoa; Chordata; Mammalia; Carnivora; Herpestidae
Product: histone H2B-like
Cellular component (GO): nucleosome
Molecular function (GO): DNA binding; protein heterodimerization activity; structural constituent of chromatin
Source: RefSeq, a predicted model, not a curated record